AAUGGGCUCCUGCAGCGCACAAACUAGUCUGUCACCUGAGCAUUUUCCCCCCUGUUGAACAGCUUAUCAGACUUACAGCAACUAUGACGACACAUCUGUCUCUGGCUUUGCUGCUUUGUGCACUGUUGCCCCUAGCAGAUGGAUUUUGCACCGCAGGGCCACAACAAGUGACUGCCACACAUUGCCUGGAUGAGACGGACAAUGAGUGGCACCCCAUUGGAUCAUCUUGGAGAAACAGUGCCUGCAUGGAUUGCUCUUGCAGCGGGUGUUGCGCUGCGUUCAGCAUUCCCAGAAAAUUCCCCGCAGAUUGUGUGUCCGUUCUCGACCCGGUGGCAUGUAAAUACAAAGUUUACAAGAGGGACAACCCGUCAGAAGAAUGUCCCGUUUUUGGUGCGGUUGGAAAGUAAUGGAAAAAAAUGUCACCCUGCGUUGACCCUCUUUUUACAUUUGCAACACAAAAAUGUCACGUGCUUACAAAUGGAAAACAAUAAAACAUACAAUCCCUAAUUGA
Messenger RNA from Entelurus aequoreus (snake pipefish), 511 nucleotides. Its product is annotated as small serum protein 2-like. The record is from RefSeq and is a predicted model, not a curated record. Bases 84 to 407 code for a protein of 107 amino acids. The transcript is spliced from 4 exons. NCBI's taxonomy places the organism in Eukaryota, Metazoa, Chordata, Actinopteri, Syngnathiformes, Syngnathidae.